AUGUGCCGCAGGAAGCGCGCGUCCUUGGCAGGACAUUUCUGGCGCAAAAGAUUGUUCGCUCGUAGUGCGCUGUUGAAGCAGUCUUUCUUUGCGUUGGCCUGUCUUCCACAGUUCUUUGCGCAGCAAUGCUACAUGCUGGCGUGUACCAAGCAGGACGGCAAUGUCGCGUUGCAGCGCCAAACAUAUGCGCAGCAGGGCUGCAGGUCAGCGCUGGCAACAGCUUUUGCGCUUGUGGUGCGCCUUUUGUCUCCGUGGCUGAGGUUCCCUUCUGCGCACCUGAAGGAAGACUUACCGCGAAUGCGUUCACCGGCAAUACCUCCGCGGGAUGUGCCUUUGCCUUUCCGCAAGAGGCCAGUGCCAGCAGAGCCAGGUGUGGAGGAUGAGGCCGUAGAGUGGGUGGAUGAAGUCAUCGCGGAGUUCGAAGCCGGGGACUUCCUCCACGUCAUGGAGGGGCUGUUGGACAUGCGCGAAGCGGCUUUGUGCUCCUUCUCCGAGGGCGGCUUGUCGGAGAGCGGGAAGAAGCGGCUCUGCCACGGCUUGGCCACCAUCUGCUCCCAGCGCGCAGGGCCCAACUCCUGGUUGCACGGAGGCUCGGGCGGAGUCGUGUCCGUGAACCGCUUUGCGGCGUUGGUCUCCGAGCGGCUGCCGGUGGAACUGCAGCGCCUGGUGGCCAUGGCCUUGUGGAAGAAGGGGAAGGUGGAGGUACUGGUACCUGAGAACCACUGCUUGCGGAACGGUCGCUUCCGACCGGCAUGA
This is a messenger RNA of Durusdinium trenchii, 756 nucleotides long. The record is from the annotation of a GenBank genome assembly. NCBI's taxonomy places the organism in Eukaryota, Dinophyceae, Suessiales, Symbiodiniaceae.